This is a messenger RNA of Musa acuminata subsp. malaccensis (wild Malaysian banana), 788 nucleotides long. The record is from RefSeq and is a predicted model, not a curated record. Lineage: Eukaryota; Viridiplantae; Streptophyta; Magnoliopsida; Zingiberales; Musaceae.
AUAAUGUAAUUCUUGAAAUGAUGAUCACUUGGGGAGACAAAUGGCAAGCAGAUCUAUCUAUCUAUCUUUUCUGCAGAAUUCUGUAGAAGUUGACCUCGCUAAGAGCAGGCAAGAGAAGACAAGAUCUCAACAACUCUCAGCAGCUGUGUUCCUUCCUACCUAAACAAUUUGGCGUAGCUUCGUACUUGUCCACGUUGCAUGUCCUACGACUGUGCACGUACUGCAUGCAGUGAAACCAAAUCUGAAGCUGGACUUCCGAAGCUCAGCUCACGUGAACUGCUUGUUCUUAUUCUGUGCAUCUUUGACAUCCAAGAAGUCACCUUAACUUGAUGCUGCCUAUAAGAACAAAUCCUCUCGACUCAAUCCCCACACGCAGAAGAGGUAAAAGAAAGAGGCGUAUCCUUCGAUCCUCCAUUAGAAGAUCUAAGGAUAAAAGGAAGAUGCAAAACAUAUGCGCUGGGAAGUAUUCAUGGCCGGAGCUUCUCGGAGUUGAAGGGGAGAAGGCAGCGACCAUCAUCGAGUCGGAGAAUCCAACGGUGAAGGCAAGGAUCGUCGAGGACGGCAAGGUGGUCAUCCAGGAUUUCCGGUGUGACAGGGUGUGGGUUUGGGUGAACAAGCAUGGGGUCGUUGCUCGGGUCCCUCACAUUGGCUAAGCUUCACAGGAAAAAGGUUGAAGUAGAAGAAGAAGAAGAGGUGGCAGCAGAAGCAUAAUAAUAAGUUGUGACAGUAUCAUAUCGUGGGCUUUGUUGAAUCCAAGACUCUGAAAUCGAUGUUGUUGCAUCGUUUAA